AUGCUAACAUGUUUCGGUGUCAGGAAGCCUCACCGUUAUAAGCCUGGUACCAUCGCUCUCCGUGAGAUUCGUCGAUACAACGUCAAGAAGCCUCACCGUUAUAAGCCUGGCACCGUCGCUCUCCGUGAGAUUCGUCGUUACAACGUCAAGAAGCCUCACCGUUAUAAGCCUGGUACCGUCGCUCUCCAGACUCUCCCUCUGCGAUUGGCCGAUGACACGGCCCCAUCCCCCGCUCCCGGCCCCACUUCGGAGCCGGUUGCCGUUCCCGAAGAAGAGCCGGCCAAAGAGCCUCAACCUGAGGCAGCAACCUCCACCCCGGCCGAGGUGGUCCGUGCGCCGGCGUCGGCGCCACCUUUUUCCGCCCAUCACUGCCACAAAUGUGCGUGGCGUGGUAUCACCAUCGACAUUGCUCUGUGGAAGUUCGAGACACCCAAGUACUAUGUCACCGUCAUUGACGCUCCCGGCCACCGCGAUUUCAUCAAGAACAUGAUCACUGGUACUUCCCAGGCUGACUGCGCCAUUCUCAUCAUUGCCGCUGGUACUGGUGAGUUCGAGGCUGGUAUCUCCAAGGAUGGCCAGACUCGUGAGCACGCUCUGCUCGCCUACACUCUGGGUGUCAAGCAGCUCAUCGUUGCCAUCAACAAGAUGGACACUGCCAACUGGGACGAGGCUCGUUACUAUAUAUAUUAA
Molecule: messenger RNA, 690 nt
Organism: Trichoderma breve
Lineage: Eukaryota; Fungi; Ascomycota; Sordariomycetes; Hypocreales; Hypocreaceae
Product: elongation factor tu GTP binding domain-containing protein
Exons: 6
Coding region: 1-690 (229 amino acids)
Biological process (GO): translational elongation; translation
Molecular function (GO): translation elongation factor activity; GTPase activity; GTP binding
Source: RefSeq, a predicted model, not a curated record